Molecule: messenger RNA, 1359 nt
Organism: Aspergillus ibericus CBS 121593
Lineage: Eukaryota; Fungi; Ascomycota; Eurotiomycetes; Eurotiales; Aspergillaceae
Product: Gfo/Idh/MocA family protein
Exons: 3
Coding region: 179-1321 (380 amino acids)
Molecular function (GO): nucleotide binding
Source: RefSeq, a predicted model, not a curated record
AUCCGACAGUCAGGCUGAUCGGCAUCCUGGGUGAUCUUAACUCCGACUGACUUCUACAAUCGAAUCCGAGACUGUCAGCCUUCCCUCAACCCCCGUCUCAUCCCCCACGAUAAAUAACUAGGAGAAACACGGUUCACUUCUUUCGGUACCAAUAUAAUUCUUGUCAGUCACAGUCAAAAUGUCCGUCACCCCCGUUCGAACCGCCCUGAUCGGGCUGUCCGCCUCCGCCGUCACCGCGUGGGCGGCCGAUGCCCACCUGCCUGCCCUCCAGAGUCCCUCGGGCCAGGCCCUCAUACAAAUCACCGCCCUCUGCAACAGCAGUGUCGCCGCCGCCGAAUCCGCCAUCCGCACCUACCACCUGGACCCUGCGACCGUCAAAGCCUACGGAAGCCCCGACGAUCUCGCCGCCGAUCCCACCGUCGAUCUCGUCAUCUGCACCACCCGCGUCGACAAACACUAUGAGACCGUCUUGGCCAGCGUCCGGGCGGGAAAGUCGGUCUAUAUCGAGUGGCCGAUUAGUAGCACGGUCGCCGAGGUGGAGGAGCUCCUCUCCGUGGCGCGUGCCAGUGGUGCCUCCGUCGCCGUGGGUCUGCAGGCCCGCUUUGCACCCCCUGUACUCAAGGUCAAGGAAAUCCUUCGCUCCGGUCAGCUCGGGCGGUUGCUGAGCACCGAGGUUCGCGGGUUUGCAGGGACGCAAGCUCGCGACGUCUUGCCAAUUGGGCUGAAGUAUUUCGCCCAGAAGAAAGUGGGCGGGAACCCCAUCACCAUCGGGUUUGGCCAUAUGAUUGAUUCUGUGCAAUCCGUCGUGGGGGAUGUCAUCCCCGGUACCGAUCAAGUACACACCCAGAUCCAGCAUACUAAGGUCCCCGUUCUCGAUCCCCAGUCGGGGACCAUUGUGGAAACGGUGGACUCGGAUGUGCCUGAUCUCCUCGGUCUGCAUGGCUCCCUUCCAGAAUCCCCUUACACCGUUCCGGGGGCCAGCCUGAUGGCUUACUUUGCCCGGAGCCAGACCUACCCCGGGGAUCCGUUGCUCUCUUGGACGCUAAGCUGUGAACUGGGCACCAUUCGGCUGGUCGCGCCCGCGGGGGUUUCGCUGCAUGAUCCAUCCACCACCAUCUCCGUCCAUCAUCGUGCCACGGAUAAGGUAGACGAGAUCGAGUGGACUUGGUCGAAGGAGCAAUUCGAAGUACCAGAGAAGGCGCGGUCGGUGCAGCGUUCCCUCAUCAAUUUUGCUGCGCGGGUUCCGGAAGGGUAUGUUUCGUUGGAGGACGCGGCUGUCCGAGCCAGGCAGAUUGCCCGCUGGUUGGACGGGACACAGUAGACAUAUUCGUCCCACUUGUUGCACUCGAAUUUCUGGUU